Messenger RNA from Mucor velutinosus, 2526 nucleotides. RefSeq lists its product as uncharacterized. The transcript has 4 exons. Lineage: Eukaryota; Fungi; Mucoromycota; Mucoromycetes; Mucorales; Mucoraceae. Bases 1 to 2526 code for a protein of 841 amino acids. Gene Ontology annotation, molecular function: zinc ion binding; DNA binding; DNA-binding transcription factor activity, RNA polymerase II-specific. The record is from RefSeq and is a predicted model, not a curated record. Gene Ontology annotation, biological process: DNA-templated transcription; regulation of DNA-templated transcription.
AUGCCGGAUGAACAUAGCAAACGUCAACGUGUCAGCAAAGCAUGUGAGCAGUGCCGAAGGAAAAAAGUCAAAUGUGAUGGCGCUCAGGCUGUGUGCAGUAAUUGUGUUUCAUUAGGGCUGCCAUGCACAUACAAGGAAUCAACAAAGAAGAGAGGACCUCCCAAAGGUUACAUUGAAGCCAUUGAAGGAAGAUUGCAUAGAUUGGAAGCUCUCUUGGGCAGCAUUAUCCAAGAAGAUGAUCCUCGCUCUCAAGCUAUUCUGGCCGAAUUGAACGCUCCUCUAGAAACUGCUUACGGUGAACUCGUUCGACCUCGUCCUGCUCGCAAGGAUGGCCUCGACGAUCAACUACAUACCACCAAUGAAGCUGUGUUACAUGAUGCACCGUCUAUUUCCAUUACAAACAAUAAUGACGAGCAUAUGCCGCAAGCCAAUUCCACUGAAGAGAAUGCCAACGAAACCUUGGGAAACCUGUCUAUUGAUGAGAGCGGUCAGCUGCGCUACUAUGGCAAAUCAUCCGGCUUUUACAUGUUGAGAGGUAGUAAAAACUUUCAGAAUGGUGCCUUCCAUUUCAACUCCAGAGGUUAUCAUCGUACAAAGCGUCCUGACGGUCAAAAGGUUCUGCCAAAUCCCUUAGCCGUAGAUCCAUUCGAGCUGCCUCCUCCUGAUUUAUCCAAGCAUUUGCUCGAUUUGUAUUUCACUCAUUUCUAUCCAUUAUUGCCACUCCUACACAAGAAAUCCUUUUUGGCUUCUCUUGAGCCCGAUCAAACACCUCCUCCACCCCUGCUGUUGAAUGCUAUCUAUUGUGUGGCAUCUCGUAUCUCACCUGACGUCAGAGUGAGAUCUGAUCCAGCACUGCGUGAUACUGCAGGUGAUAUUUUUCUGGAGAGAGCCAGGAUUUUGCUUGAUUUCGAGUGGGAUGAUUUCAGAGUAUCCACUGUGCAGUCCUUGUUGCUACUGAGUAGCCAUCAAAAUGGCGCUUUAAAAAAUAUCCGUGGUUGGUUGUAUAGUGGUUUGGCCUUCCGAAUGUGUCAAAAUUUAGGUUUAAACAGAAAUUGUGAUACUUGGAACCUAUCAGAUGCUGAAAAAGAAGAGCGGAAGCGUGUGUUUUACUGCAGUUUUGUAGUGGAUCGAUUGACAUGUGCCAUGCAUGGAAGAGCACCCAUGAUUGACGCCCGUGAUCUGGACACACCCUACCCCUCUGAAGUCGACGAAGACGACAAAAACAACAAACCCACCAUUAUUGAAGACUUUCACCAACUGAUCAAAUUAUGUGAAAUUCUAGGCGAGAUUCUGUGCCAACUGUACAUGGUCAAGGGACGAAAGCAAAUUGCUAUGAUGGCUUCUCCUGAUGCAGUGAUAUCCAAGCUUGAUCGUGCUCUCAACAAGUGGAUGGCCAAAUUGCCCGCUUGUCUGCAGUAUCGACCUCCCAAUACUCGCAUGGCCGAGAAAGCGCCUGCUCCCAAAUUGGAGAUCUGUCAAAUCCACAUGCUCUUUUACACCAGUUUGAUCCUGCUCCAUCGACCAUUCAUUCCUGGCCCCACACAAACUGGUACGCCUUCUGUAUUCCCAUCAGCAUCGAUCUGUACAUUUGCUGCCAACAAAAUCCUGGAUAUUGUCGAAUGUUUGAUGGCAGAAGGAAGACUGAAGAAUGUCAACAACUACGCACUCUAUUUCAUGUUCACAGCUGGCAUCAUCUUUAUCAACGAUGCCCUUUCAUCCGAUGCCAUGUUUGCCUUUGAAGCAAAGAUCAGUAUCAACAAGAUUAUCCGUGCCAUGGACGAAGUAGAGACUACCUGGAUUACAUCAGCUCGCCAUUGCAAUAUUCUCGGUGAGCUGGCAGGUUUGAGGGAUAUCAACUUGGAGAAUGUGGAUGAGGGAUACAACAGGCCAGCGCCUGCUAGUGACGCAUUGAAGCCACCAGAGGCAUUAUCCAUUGCAGUGCCAAAUUCACCCAUCAUACCACUCAACAACGACGCACCACCACCAUCACCACUGGAAUUCAGAAACCCCAUCGAUGCUCAACGAGGCACCGAGCACAAGUUUCCCGAAUAUCUUACUCAAUACGCGAAUAAUAUGCCAGUGAGCAUCAAGAAUGAGAGUGUAACAGAUUCGCCGUACAAUAACAACAACAAUACAGCCAGCGCGCAAUCUACACCACUCACCUAUAACACCACACCGCCAAACAACAACUACGCAUCGACGCCAACUAACAGAGGGGACAAUGCUAGAUUGAGCUAUCCUAGCGGUGAUAGGCCAUUUGAUCCCAUUGGCACUGCCUUCUGGGGUGUGCCCAUGUCGUUUGAUAUCGAUGAGUGGAAUAGCUAUUUCAGCAACCAGAAUUUCAGAUCUCAACAACAGCAAGACCAGCCCUCGCAGAACACAAAUGAGCCACUGUCCGCCAUGAACAUGAAUCAAUCACAGCCUUCACAACAGCAGCAAACACAAUUACAAUUACAGCAGCAAUACGAGCAGCAGCAGCAGCAGCAGCAAAAUGCAGGGCCACAACAGCAAAGUGGCAUGUGGUAA